UUCAAAACACUAUCACAUAGUUUUAAUGAAUCUUAUAUAACAGAAUUCAGGAUGUAUGUUCUAUUAGGACAUGUUUCAUUGUGUAUUUCUUCUAUUUUUUAUAUUAUUUUUAUUUUAAAUACGUAUAAAAAGCAAUUAUUAAUCUGGUUAACAUUUUUAGAAAAUUUCAAAUAAUGGAAAAUCUUGAUAGUAAUAUCAGCGUUCAACAAGCUUUCGACAAUUUCUUUAAAACGAAAAGUAUCGAGGAACAAUGUACAGAAGAACUUUUAAUUCGUUUGCACGAAGCAUUUUUGAUUUCAGAGAACGAAGAGAUGAAUAGCACUCAAUUAUUUGGUGCCUUUGAAAAUGUAUUACAUAUCCGAAUGUCAAAAGAUGAAUUUGAAGUAUUAUUUAAAAAAAUGAACUUAAAAAGAGAUGGAAAUGUUUCAUGGAAUGAAUUUAUUUCUUAUCUACUAGUAGAAUUUCAAAAGAAAGAUAAUGCUUUGCAAUGGAAAAUAUUGAAACUUCCAAUAACAGGCAUUCCUCAACUUUUGAAGUCACGACAUCGUACACUCAUUCAUAAAAUUGUCUUUUGUCCUGAACUUUUAUCUAAUAGAACUGCUAGUUUUCACAGAGGAUCUUACUUAACAAUUACUAGAGAAGGAAUCAUAAAUUACUGGUCGUUGGAUUUAGAAUAUGAACGUACUGUGCAAUCUGUAAAUCCAUAUUUAAAAGUACAGUCAACUUUAAUAACUGAUAUGAUAGUAAUGCCUGAUGUGCAAGUAGUAUGUACAAGCUCUACUGAAUAUGAUUUAAGAUUCUAUGAUACUGCAGCUAAAAAAUUUGAUCUUAGAAUCUCGAUAUCAGGCUUAGAUUAUGCAAUCACAUGCAUGGAUUACUAUUUUAGCAAAAAUGUUAAAGAAGAUUCUCAUAUUGUAUGCGGAGACAUGAGUGGAUCUAUUAAAAUUAUCUCUUUUAAUCCUACAGAGAGAGGUCCAUUCAAACAAGAGCCUCAAUGUCAUACAUUAUUUAUUCGUUAUGAAUCUAUUCUAAAGGAUGAAGUAAAAGGAAUGAAGAUUAUAGAAUUUAAGAAUAUGCAUACAGAUUGGGUAAAACAAGUAGCUUAUUAUGAGAGUCUAAGAUCAUUUAUGUCCAGCAGUAGAUGUUGUAGUUGUUCUCUUUUAGUCAGUGAUCUUACAGGAUCAAGAAUUCAAUAUAAAUUUAAAGUUAACAUGGGCAUAUCUUGUUUUACUUUUUGUGAAGAAAGUCAGUCAUUAGUAACUGGUGGACCAGAUUGUAUAGUUAGAAUUUGGAAUCCUUUUGUAACAAAGAGACCAAAUUGCAAAUUUCAAGGACAUCAUACAGCUAUUUGUGCUUUAGUAGUUCAGAAUUCUGGUAAACGUAUAUAUUCUCUUUCAAAAGAUAAAUGCAUCAAAGUGUGGGAUGUGCUAGCUCAAUCUUGUAUUCAGACGUAUAAUGGUCUUCCCAGUGAAUUAGGUGGACAUACUCUGAUGUCUGUAGUUUAUAAUACAUUAAAUCAUAAAAUGAUUGUUGCUAGCACAAUGAUCGCAAUCAUCAUUUGUGACCCUGUAAUAAAUGAAGAAACAUCUGAUGGUUUUACACACACAAAACCUGUUAGCUGUGUUUUGUACAAUCAUCUGUAUAAAGUGGUAGUUACUACUGGAUUAGAUUCUUGUAUAAUAGUUUGGGAUCCAUGGCUUGGAAAUCGCUUAUAUUUAGUAACACAUGCCCAUAGUAGAUUCUUGUAUGGUCAGCACCAUGAUAUUGAAAUUACUGCUGCUUGCUUUGACGAGUCAGAACAAUUAUUAGUAACAGGUACACGUGAUGGAACACUGAAGAUAUGGAAUUUUAAUACUGGUACUUGUUUACGAAAUAUGACAGUCGAAAAUCAAUGUGAAAUAACAAGUUUAGCUUGGGUGGAAAAUCGAAUUUUAUGUAGCGGAUGGAACCGUCAAGUUGUAGAAUUUGCAACUUCUGAUACAGAUAUAUAUAAAAAAAGUUGGGGGCUAAAGCAUACCGAUGACAUUCUUUGUUCAGCUGUUUGGUAUCCUCAAGUGUUAGCUACAGCUACUUAUAACGGAGAAAUAAUUCUUUGGAGACUAGAAACAGGUCAACCGUAUAGAAAAUACAAAGUAGAUGAUCCAAUGUCAAGAUUUAGUAUAAGAUAUGAAAUGACUGAAAACAAACUACAAGUUAGAACAGAAAAAUUUGCUCAUAAAAAAAGUAAAUCUCAUGCGGCUUCGAAACAUCAAGAAUCAGCAUUAAGCAUUAUAGGAACUGUUGCGGUUAGAGCUAUGAUAUUCUUGUGUGCACGAUCAGUUGAACAUAAUAUUGGAACACUAUUAGUUUCUCUUGAUUCUGGUUUGAUACAGGCGUGGACUCACCACCCUGCUGGUGGAUUUUUACAAGCAUUUUCAGUUAUUCAUACCUUAGGUGAUUGUGCGCUAUCAUUAGCAACUGAUCCUAAAAAUCAUUUUCUUGUAACAGGGCACAGUGCUGGAUAUAUUAAAGUUUGGUAUCUUGAAAAUUAUUUGGUGCCAAAUCCUCCCAAAAUAUGUAUGCCUCUUUUACGAUUAGAAUUUCCGUUUUUAUGGAAAAGUAAAAUUAAUGGAAGGGCAAAAAGGGCAGUACGAAAUCAGCCUCUACCACUUUUACUUUCUUCUGUACAUGGUCACUUAAAAGCUAUUACAUCUAUUCAAAUAAUCCCAGAUGCACGUAUUAUUAUUAGUGGAAGUACAGACCAUACAGUACGUUUAUGGACACUAGGUGGACGUUAUAUUUCAACCUUUGGAACUUUUAGACCAUGGUCACCUAUUUUGCCCACAAUACCGGUAUAUCAGUAUUUCGAAUAUUACAGACUUCCACCAGAUGUUAAAAGAUUCGGCAGUUCUACUACUAUGAAAGUUCUCGGUGGAGAUGCCGAAAAAAUAAUAUCCGAAUAUAAAGAUGAUACAAUGCACAUUUUGAAACAUAUUCCUGAACGAAAGCAAACUACAAUAGAUGGAAGAAAACUUACAAUUUCUGCUAUUGAUAGAUCACUAUUAAUGAUCUUCGAGGAUUAUCCAGUUUUGGAUACUUCUUUGCCAUAUAUACCUAUAUACACGCAUUUAAAACUAAGACCUCUGGAAAUUAUUCAAAUGCCAAAAUUAUAGUUAUAUAUAAACGAAAA
Messenger RNA from Osmia bicornis bicornis, 3169 nucleotides. It is a transcript of the gene WDY, whose product is annotated as WD repeat-containing protein on Y chromosome. NCBI's taxonomy places the organism in Eukaryota, Metazoa, Arthropoda, Insecta, Hymenoptera, Megachilidae. The record is from RefSeq and is a predicted model, not a curated record. Gene Ontology annotation, molecular function: calcium ion binding; protein binding. Bases 174 to 3152 code for a protein of 992 amino acids. The transcript is spliced from 18 exons.